AUGCUCAAGUCCGAUAUGACCGAAGGAACCAACUCAGCCCUCCAGCAACUGGACUAUCACGACGCCUUCAAUAACGCCGUCACCCUUCCUGGCGUCGACCCGGAUAGGAUGGUCUACUGCGGUACCAGCUUCUCGGGCGGUAACGUCAUCCAUGCUGCAGCCACGGACAAACACAUCAAAGCAGCCAUCGCGCAGGCACUCUCUGUCUCUGGCGAAACACGCUCCCUUGAAUUCAAGGACCAGAUCCAUGAAUUGUUUAACAACCGCGCGCGCAUCGCAACAAGCGGCCAGCGAGACCGGGUACUCUGCAUCACAUCUACAGCUGAAGAAGCGCAAACAGGCACAGCACCCGUACUCUUCUCCGACCUGCACGCAUACGAAUCAUACAGCCAAAUCCCUGACUGCGGCGGGAAAUGGGGGAACUAUGUGACGGAGCAGACGCAGCUACAUAUGCUGUGGUUCGAGCCACAGGCGUAUAUGUAUCGGAUUGCGCCUAAAUCGUUCUUCAUGGUGAUUCCGGGGAAUGAUGUCAUGGUAAAGACGUCCUCGCAGGCGGAAGCGUUUGGGAAGGCAAGGGAACUAAAGCAGAUGCUGUUUUUGAAGGGGGCGGGGCAUUUUGAUAUUUACCAGGGGGGAUGGUUUGAGCGGAAUAUUAGGGUCCAGGUUGAGUUUCUUAGAAGAUGUUUAACGGAAUGAUUCAACAUGAUGUC
Messenger RNA from Aspergillus ruber CBS 135680, 710 nucleotides. It is a transcript of the gene fma-AT, whose product is annotated as acetyltransferase fmaC. The record is from RefSeq and is a predicted model, not a curated record. The transcript has 2 exons. Bases 1 to 696 code for a protein of 231 amino acids. NCBI's taxonomy places the organism in Eukaryota, Fungi, Ascomycota, Eurotiomycetes, Eurotiales, Aspergillaceae.